This is a messenger RNA of Drosophila yakuba, 1044 nucleotides long. Its product is annotated as histone-lysine N-methyltransferase SETD1B. The coding region runs from base 147 to 674 and encodes 175 amino acids. The record is from RefSeq and is a predicted model, not a curated record. The transcript has 3 exons. NCBI's taxonomy places the organism in Eukaryota, Metazoa, Arthropoda, Insecta, Diptera, Drosophilidae.
AGCAUUUGCCGGGCAAAACAUUUCCAGCACGCAUGGAAACAAGUUCGGAAUCACAACGGGAGGCAGUUAGACAGUCGGAGGCUGACCGAGAGUUACAGCACAUGGACGUACAGAUAUAUAGGAUUCGGGAUUAGACGCAAUCGAAUAUGGCCAGCGACACUGCCGAUUCUAAAGCCCAUAUGGAGGUGGAUCUUUCCACUAGCGAAAGCGAGCCAACCAGCAGCGGCGAUACGGAUAGCGAAGCGAACAGCACAUCCCAUCCAGAUGCGAGCUCCAAAGUGGCCGCCCCUGACACCAGUCCCCAGACGAGCAUGUACAGUCUGCUGGCCGGAGAAUCGGACAAUGAAUUGGAGGAGCAGGAGCAGGAGCAGGAGCAGGAAGACUUCUGCGAAGAGACUAUCUCCCUGCUGGCCCACGAGAUCCUCUGCUGCGAGGGCGACAGUGACUCGGAGGUGGAGACCGACGGCGAGGACAUCGACGAGGCCAGGAACAACGAUAGGUUGGCAGAAAUCCUACAGUUCGGGCUGCACAAUCCAUACCGACCCAUGUUGAGCGACGAGGAUGAGGACGAGGAGGAGGAAGGCUGUUAUCCGAUCGUCAGCGAGACAAUCUUCCUGCUGGAUGAGGAUCAACAGAGCGAGGAAAAGUCCGAUUCUUCUAAAAGGAGCUUUUAAAGUAGGGCUGGGCUUGGUUAAAUUAGCAUUUUUUUUUUUUGUUUUCACAGAUAUGAAUAGCUCAUGGAAAAACAGCAAAUUCAAUUGUCAGGAUAAGGCCUAAACCGUUUAUCAACAUAUCAACAUUUAUGUAUUCCCGCAAAUUAACAUAUUGUACAUUGUUUUAUGCAUUAGGUGCACAAAUGGCCCAGAGCGGCAAAAGUGCGACUCCCUCAGGACCACAGACAAUCUAGCCUUUUUGUGUAAAUCAACAGCAUAAAGCAUCCGUAGAAACAGAAAACGAGUGGAACGAGCUGCUGAACCCACCCACAACUAUGCUUAGACUUUACAAAUUUGUCAAAUUGUUUUUAAUAGAGUAAAUUGAUUGAUA